Messenger RNA from Macrosteles quadrilineatus (aster leafhopper), 2080 nucleotides. RefSeq lists its product as uncharacterized. NCBI's taxonomy places the organism in Eukaryota, Metazoa, Arthropoda, Insecta, Hemiptera, Cicadellidae. The record is from RefSeq and is a predicted model, not a curated record. Bases 68 to 2080 code for a protein of 670 amino acids. The transcript is spliced from 15 exons.
AAGAUUACGGUCUGGAGUGGGCCCUUUUGUGUUCAAAGUUACUAAACAUGAAUCACCUUUAGGUAAUAUGUUUUAUAUUUUCCUCCUUUUCUUGGUGGCGGUCUCUCAAGUUUUGGGUACUACGGAAUCUGAUGACUCGAAGACUGUACGCGAGUCGCAAAUGUCUGUUUCUACUUUGAACAGAAGAUGGCUUAAAAGUACAAGUGUGGGUCGAGAUCUGAGUUUGGCCACAACAUUCGACAGCGAGGAACCUGACAGACCAGAUAUUCCAAGUGACUUUGAUGCAAAGUACGGCCUCGACAAAAAUAAAUUCAAAAGAACUCCGUACCCAAUCUUAAGCAGAAGGGAGACUUAUGAGGAUUACGGGGCUGCUCCAAGAGGAGAAGACAUUAUCAAAACUGAAGAAAUUAGUUUUGAUUUCAGUUCUUCUAAAGAUGAAAAGGUCAGUUCGGCCAAACCGAAAAUGACCCAACAGUCAACAAAACCAUCAAACUCUAGUAAAACCUUAAAAACUUUUCAAAAUUCAAAAUUGGCCCUUGAAGAAAGAGAAGAGAAUAAAUUGAAACAAAAUUCAAAAUCUAAGGAUAAGAAUGACGCCCAAGCAGUUAAGAGUUUUCAAAAUAACGUAUCAACAAAAUCACAGUCAGAAGUAAAGCCACCACUCCAGGCUGCAGAGGAUAAAAUUUCUUUAUCAAGUACGAAGACUCAAAAUUCUCCAAAAAGCCCACUCCAGCCACCACAAUUUGAGACAGAAAGUGUCCUGCGAACAACCCGAAACAGCCAAGACUUUACCAAUACAGAAACACUACUCACAACCACUCCAGCAAUCCAAGUAAAAGAAUCAACGGCAAUUCCUCCAACUAUUUCCAGUGGUGCAGAAUCUAUACCAGUAGCCACAUUUUCAUUAGAGACAACCCCAGUAUAUGUAGAAAAUAUCCCUUCUAACACAAAGGAAGACGGAAGAAAAAGCUACAAUGAAGAAAUCCGAAGACCAAGAUUGUUUCACAAAGAAAUAGAUCAAUUGAAUGAAACCAACUGUGCCACACAAGCCGAUUUGGACAGCCGUACGUAUAAAGAAAAAGUCAAAGAGUUUUUGAACUCUCAAAGAAAGACUGAAGAGGAAAUCCGUCGGAUUGAGAUAGAAACAAGGCUGCAACGCGGGAGUCCAUUUUGGUGGCGAGCACGGAAAAAUUUGCUGACAGCCUCCAAUUUUGGAACGGUCUGUAGGAGGUUGCCACACACAAAAUGUGAUAAUUUAGUGAGUAAAAUGUUGUACGGGGAAGAAUAUUCGAGCUACAGUAUGGUGUAUGGCAGGGAAAACGAGAAAAACGCAAUUAAACAAAUGAAAGAGCUAGGCUAUGAGGUGUUGGAUUGUGGAAUGUUUAUUGACAAAGAGUUUCCUUUCUUAGCUGCGACUCCUGACGGUUUGAUUGGAACUCAAGGAAUCCUUGAGGUCAAAUGUCCUUCAUCCGCAGAAAGUUUGACUCCAGAAGAAGCGAUUUUGCAGCGUAAAGGGGUGAUGAGUACAUUCUGGAAGGUGGAGAACAAUCAGAUUUCUGGAAUCAAUCAAAACCAUUCAUACUUCUAUCAGAUUCAAGGACAGCUGCAUAUUACAGGGAGAAACUUUGCGCUGUUCACUAUUUGGACUCCAAGAGGAAUUAAGAUAGAAAGAGUCGAAAAGAACGAUCGUUUUUGGAACGAGUUCAUUAUUGGGAAACUCAAGUCGUUCUACAUGGACUGUAUGCUGCCAGAAAUUGUUGAUUCGAGGCGGGAACGUAAUUUGCCAAUCAGGAAUCCUCGGUACAUCUUGGAAGCAAUUGGUCGCAGACAGAAGAGCUUUACAUCUUACCAGCAACCCACUCCUGAAGAAUUGCCACUACCAAAGAAAGUUGAAGACAAGAUCCAGAAAUCUCCUUCCUUACCAACAGAGCCUCCAUUGCCAAGCAAUGCUGAAGAUGUUUUUCCUAAGCUGAACAAGCCAAAGGGAAGAAGGGCUCCGGUUAGAAUAGUUUUAAAACCUCCUCCAGAAGAUUGGCCUCAACCUGAAGCAAUAAAGGGUGGAAAACAGGUGUGUAAUUAA